AGCUCCGUCCCACCUCGGAAAUACCAACCAGGUGCUGCAGCUUUUUUGCCCCUCUCCUUCCACUCAUCUCUGUGGGAUCCUCGCUCAGAACACCAUCGCCCUCAGCGCUGCACUGUGGCGUGGAAAAAAAACACAUAAAUAAACGUGUGUAAUCCAGCAGCAAUGCCCGUUCACUGAGUGAAAACCUUCUGUUGUUUCCAUUUGAGCGGCUCGACUAGCAUGGAUCCCUCUCGACCGACUGGACAAUAGACAGGCAGGCUGCCCGCUGCAGCUUUCUCGGUGUUGAUCCCUGCACCACUCUCCGCGUUUCCAGAUGGCCGGACACGAGUGGGAAGACUGGUUCGAGCGGGAGGAAUUUAUAGGACAGAUCAGCGACAUCCGAGUGCAGAACCUGCAAGUUGAAAGAGAAAUGGUGCAGAAGAGGACCUUCACCCGCUGGAUGAACCUCCAUUUAGAAAAGUGUGACCCACCAAUGGAAGUCCAUGACCUUUUUCAGGACAUCCAGGAUGGGCACAUCCUCAUGGCCCUGCUGGAGGAACUCUCUGGCUGCAAACUGCUCCAUGGGUUCAAGAAGUCCUCCCAUCGUAUUUUCAGACUUAACAACAUCGCCAAGGUCCUCUCUUUCUUGGAGGAGAGAAACGUAAAGUUGGUCAGUAUCGAUGCAGUUGAUGUUGCAGAUGGAAACUCUUCCAUUAUACUGGGACUUAUCUGGAACAUCAUCUUGUUUUUCCAGAUUAAGGAACUGACUGGGAACAUCAGGAGCCAGUUCCCCUCCACCUCCAGCUUGUCGUCCAUCCCCACCAGCUCCGACUCCGACGUGUCUUACUGCAGCACGCCUUCAGAUGAAAGACAGUCAGCAUCCACGGCCAUGCAAGAACAAGGCAAGGCCAUCAAAAAGUUGCUGCAGUGGGUACAGAAGCGAACACGCAAAUAUGGUGUGGCAGUGCAGGACUUUGGGAAGAGCUGGACAAGUGGUCUUGCCUUCCUAGCUGUCAUUAAGUCCAUUGACCCUAGCCUGGUAGACAUGAGGAAGGCCCUGCUUCGGAGUGCCAGAGAGAAUCUAGAGGAUGCAUUCAGGAUAGCCCACUACAGCCUGGGUAUACCACGCCUUCUGGAACCUGAGGAUGUGACUAUUAAUGCACCAGAUGAGCAAUCCAUCAUGAUGUAUGUGUCACAGUUCCUGGAGCACUUCCCUGGUAUACAGGAGCCAGAGGAGCCCUGCAAGCUGAUUGAACGAAGCAUCUCUAUGGGCCGACUCAACUUACAUGAGAGUGAUUUUGAUUACAUAAGGAAUGGUGUUCACCGAAGCAGAGUGAAGGAGCGGUCCUACAUGUUCCAGAGGGACUGUGCUAAACUCCCACCCAAAAUCCUAAUUUCCUCAAUAUCAGAAGACAGAAGCAUCAUGUCACCACCCUUCAGGGUGGCUGCAUCUCGCUCAUGGUCCAGUGAAGACUUUUUAGCAGAUUCUCCCCACAUGGACUCCAGUAGUGUGCAUGAAAACCCUAAUAAACCUUCCAGCAAGGCCUUACCCAACUUGAUCUCUGAUUCCCCACAUCUGUCUGAUACUCACUCGCUAACUGGCUCAUCAGUGACUGAGUCUGUAAACACUGACUCAUUACUUGGUGACUCUGCAAUUAGCUCACCAGACUCCUGGAUACAAAGCGAUACUGGUUUAAUGCACGAUAGGUAUUGUGAGAGUCGAAGUGAUAGUUCUUUGGGUGACAGUGGGGCUGGCUGGGAUAUAUACCAUGCCACUCCUGUGGAGGUGACUACUUUUGAUGAAGGAUGCAUUCCAUUAAUAGAGGACAGAACCCCUGAGGAGCAGUCAAUGACUGAGUCAUCCAUUGAUGAAGGGAUUUACUCACUAAGCUCACUGGAGAGCACACAGGGCAAACUCAAAGAGAGUUCUGAGAAAAAGAUAGCAGAAGUAGUAAAGGAGGAAGAGACCAUCCACAAUCAGAACCUGGCAGUUGACCAGGUACCUGAUCAGAGUGAAACCGAGAUUAUAAAAGAAGUAGACUUUGAACUGACAGAUACAACUGUGCUUCAAAAAGAAAAUGUACCGCCCAGCUCUGUUGCUGAUGCUCUGAAGCAGAAUAGUGUGGAAGAGAGUAAUAAUAAGAGCAAUGAUACGGAUCUUGAAUGUUUAAAGCAGUCUGUGGACUUCAUCGGGGCUGCAAUGGACAAUGAUAAUCAAAUUAAUGGUCAAACACAAAGUCUGACAACGAGAAAUAACUUUGAGGAGGUUGAAGAAGAAACUGAUUGGCAGAAAACAGAUUCUAGUUUACAAAACAAAAGAGAAGAUUUGAGAAAUGAGUUAUUAAAGGAAAAUAAUGAAGGGGCUGUAGAAACACAAGGUGAGGAAAGUGACAGGCUUUUAAGUGACGAUCCCGAUUCUCAAGAAAGCAAAGGCUUAGAAAACGAACAUUCAAUCAACCAAGAGAGAUCAUCAAAAAUUACUCUGGACCCAAUCAUUGGUAUGAAUAUUCCCUUGAUUUCAAUUUCCAGUGUGCCAGAAGAGCAGGAUGAAGAGGGAAUAUGUGGCCCAGAAGAACACGGUCCUGCUGAGUACCAAGAUCCAGACCUGCAAAGAGUGCUUGGAAGUCAGCAAGCUAGCACAGAUGUCAACAGGUCUCAAACUUCAGAUGAAUCCAGCUCUGUCUACAGCGAAGAUGACAACAUUUCUGUUGAAAUUCCUUCCUGUCUUGUAUUAGAAAAUGUUAAGCCAACAACAGCAGAAGAAAUGCGAGACUUGAAAAAUGAGCACAACAUCAGCCAAUCAACAAAUGCAGACACAUGUGGGCCAGGGCCAAGAUGUAACAUGGAGAUAAAUCAGGCCAAACAGGAAUGUCAUGAUGACUCACAGGCAGAAAAGGAUUUGAUUGCUCAGUCACCUUGUACAAAUACUGAAACCGAACUUGUGAUGACUGAGGAGGUCUUGGAUUCAACUCAUCCAUUUGAUGGACACCAGGACACACGGAUGGACACCUCUUCUGAAAAUGAGAAAACAAAUGCACAUUAUAACACACCAGAUCCAAGUGACGAUAAGUUAGUUGGUAAUGGGAUUCCAAAUAAUGAACCAGCUAGUGUGUCCACAAACAUGAAUGUGUUUUACGCAGACUUUGGUCGACAUUCUUGUACAGAAGAUCUCAUUGGUGACCUUAUUGAACCCAUGGAUCUGUUCUACCCUGACAAAGAGGAGCCCAUGUUUACAGACCCACCUGACACUGAAAUGCAGCGCUGGCCUUCUGUUUUGAGUGUGUCUGCUCUCCUGCCAGCGCCACCCUCAGAGACUAUGCCAGAUGACCAACAACUCAACAUGCCUGCUGCUGACUUCAGCAAUAAAGCCGAUAUGCUUCCAGAGCGGGAUAAGUUAAUUGUGGUUAGUAAGACCAACCAAGACACUGACAACACAUCUGAAUCCCAGAAGCAAUGCUUUUUGCCUGAAGGACCCUUGAGUGGUGAUGUUUUAACAAACAACAGUGAUCUCUGUGAGACAGAGCAGCAGAACGCAGUCACUGCAAGAGAAAAUAAUGAGUCUUUGUGUAUUGCCACAAGAAGUUACAACAGACAAGAUAAAAACCAGAUCCCUCCAGUUCUCCGUCACAGAAAGGGGGCUCAUCUCACUGAAUCCAUGGACAAUCAGAGAGCUGCCUUCAGAAAAGCUGACAAUGAUGACUCUGAUUUUGGAUGGAAUGAGAGCUGGGAACUGUACCUGCUGCUGCUGCUGUGGCUGCUGCUCUACUGUUUCUGGUUGCUGCCACAGAUGGACUUAAAAACACUGCCUAGCCUACUUCUGAACCUCGAUCGCUGAACACACAAACAUGCACACACACAUUUACAGGUAAAAAGUGAAUGUUGUCAGGUACAAAUAUCUACAUUUUAGUUAAAUGUACACACAGGCACACAUACCUAGAGUUCAACUGCCACUCCUUUCUCCUUUUUAUUACACUUAAUGCGUUUAAGAUUAAGUUUUAAAACAUUUAAAACUAAACAUUAAUUUCACUAGUUUCACUGUUUUUGCAUUUAGCUUUCAGUGUGGCUUGAAGUAAGCCUUGUCUUGAAAAUAAAUUCGCAUUGUGACAAUAUGGACAGGGAUUAUACCUAUUCAAAGAAAAAAAGUCAAAACAAACAAAAAAAAAAUUCAUUUAACAUCAUUACAUUAUGGAUUUAAUAAAAAGUUGUAGUAUUUUAGGAAAUGCUGUGCAAAGCUAACCAAGCUGAUCUUGUAAGAAUAUAAUAUGACUGUAGAGCAUGCUCCACUAUGUAGAUAAAGUAAAUCAUACUGUACUAUGGGCACAGUGUAUGGAUGCACAGUGAAUAGAAGGCUAAGAAUAGCUAUUAGUUAAGAGUUAAUGGAAACUUGUCGAGUCAGAAUGAAGGGGAAUUUUUAGUAGUUGCACUUUUGAAAGUGAAAACAAACUGCCAAAGAUAGUGUUGAAUGUGCAAAUACAGAAAGUACACAACUCACCAACAGUCAGAUAAUGGAAAGCUUGUUUUUAACACUUAAAAUGCCCAGUACAACUCGAGUACUAAAGCAUCACCACAGCGCUAUACAUAUAAUAUUUGAGGCAGAAUGUGUAUUUGUAAUAUUUUAUGGUUCAUAAGAUGUAUGAAUGGAUUUUUAAAAAGUUUUAUGAUAAAGAAAUAUUUUAUGUGGUUGAGCUAUGCUUGAGCUUGUCCAAGCCAGUCAAUGGGGAAAAAAGCUUCACACUGAAAUAUAUUUCUACAUGUUACUUUUGAAUAAUGCCUGUAUUGAAGCACUAUGACAUGUCCUACUAAGCUUUCUCCAUUUGAGCAUUGUUGUCGUCAGCACAAACCUGCUUCCACCAGCCAACCGGAUGAAGUCUAUGUUUACUCUACGUAUAAAUACAGGUCCUUUGGCCACGAAAGAAGCCAUAUUUCCAAUCCAGUACAAACUGUGUCAACUCUUUAACAUGGAACAUCAUAAUCACAUCAUCAGAGUAUGUGUGGUUGCAUUUUCAUAGAUUUCAUCUUGUGAGAACUAUGACUUUGUCCCAAUUCUGCCCUAUUUACUAACUGCAUACGGUAUGGUAUUUACUACACAGUGUCUAAUGUUGGCCUUCUCUUAGUCAGCUUCAUGAGGUAGUCACUUGGAAUGGUUUUCCAGCAGUCUUGAAGGAGCUUCCACAGGUCUUGAGCACUUGUUGGCUGCUUUGCCUUCACUCCAUGGCUCAUCCCAAAAAAUCUCAACUGAGAACUGGCAAUCUGAAGAAAUAAAUAACUGCACAGCUGCUAAUUGAAAAUAAACUGCAGAUGACUACUUUGUGAAGCUGAUUGAAAAAAAUAAAUAAAUAAAUACCAAGAGUGCAAAGCUGUCAAGAAAGCAGAAGGUUGAAAACUUUGAAGAGCCCAAAUUGAAAACAUAUUCUGGUUCAACACUUUUUGCCUACUGAUACACAAUUCCAUACGUGUUUCCUCAUAGAUUUGAUUCUAAACUUUUGACUGGUGCUGUAUAUGCUAUGACUAGUAGAUUGUGAUUGAUGUAUUUAUGUACAUGUGUAAUUUAUCUUUCACCUAUUUUCAUAGAUGGACACAAAAUUAAGAAAGAUUAAAACCUUCACCUGCUUAACACAGUAUCAGCAGCUGUGGCAUAAACUUAAAAUAUCCAGGUAAAGUGCUACCACUUCUACUUAUAUGAAUUGACAAUACAUAAUCGUGUCACAUUUGUGAACACAGCCAUACCCCAAAUCUGCUAGUAUUUAGUAUGAAAUGGGACACAGUUUUAGAAAAUAAAUAUUUUCCAAUCCUUACGUCAACCAAGGGCUAGUCCAGCUUUAGAAUUAGCAUGAAUGGAUGUUCAGAUGGUCAGUAAUGCCAUAAGAAUUAUGGUAAGAGGUUUAUUUUUUUGAUCCAUCCUUAAUGCAAACAUUCUGCUCACAUUAUGAUCUUUAAACAUGUUGCGUCCAUGAUUAUGCUAGCAAAUAAUAGAAUAUACCUCAGUUAUUCCUCCAACUCUAACUUUAGUGCUUCAGUUUUUAAUGUUAAUAACAAAAGUUAAUUUUGUCAGUUAUUAUUUAUUUAUUUUUUUUCUGUUUAAAA
Molecule: messenger RNA, 6063 nt
Organism: Mugil cephalus (flathead mullet)
Lineage: Eukaryota; Metazoa; Chordata; Actinopteri; Mugiliformes; Mugilidae
Gene: clmna
Product: calmin a
Exons: 13
Coding region: 314-3814 (1166 amino acids)
Biological process (GO): nuclear migration
Cellular component (GO): meiotic nuclear membrane microtubule tethering complex; nuclear outer membrane; cytoplasm
Molecular function (GO): actin filament binding
Source: RefSeq, a predicted model, not a curated record